Molecule: messenger RNA, 582 nt
Organism: Glossina fuscipes
Lineage: Eukaryota; Metazoa; Arthropoda; Insecta; Diptera; Glossinidae
Exons: 4
Coding region: 1-408 (135 amino acids)
Source: RefSeq, a predicted model, not a curated record
AUGGAAACAGCCGGUGAAUUCAAUAUUAAUAUCAGCGAAAGCGGCUCUGAAGCCAGAUAUAAAAUUCUAUCUUAUCCUCUCUUUUUAGACACGGAUAAAGAAUCGCAUAAACGUCGACUUUUGACAGAAAAGAAAACUCUGACCACUAAUUUAUGUGAUAUAGGUAAAAAGGAUCACAGUGGUAGCGGAUACCCUUUGGAACCAUGGUUAAUGACGCCGUAUAAAAAUGCAGUCGACCCAAUAGGGAAAUAUAACGACAUUCAUCCUCAGGCCAGAAGCAUUGUGAACAGAUGUAUCGAUUUAUAUAAAGGUCGUUGGCGCAUUUUCAUGGAAGAUCGGAAGAGCAGGCACAAUGGGAAAAUUCGUAACCGUUUGCGCGGCGCUCCGCAACAUUUGCAUACACCAUAAAGUAAAAGAUUUCGAAAUUGGGGAUUUCAUUUCUUCAAAACCUGGAACUCGGACGUCGAGGUUACGGUAGAGCUCUCCCAAUUUACUCAAAUAAGCGAAGAAACCAGAAAUGGUGUAGCUUCUGCACUUGCAAGUUGAUUUGUUUUCCUGCACCAAAUUAAUAAGGCUGACAGA